UGGAAAUUAGCCCGAGCAAGUAAAGGUCUGGAUCAAAGGCUGGUCACUUUCUAAAGUCAACUCCCUCCCUCCCUUUGACUCUUGGUCAAGAGCUGUGCUGAGCUGGCCACGGCCUGGCUCAGGGACACUCGUACCAGCACAGGGAAAAGCAUCGGGACCCCUCCCGCCUCUCGUAAUAAUGCCAACCAUGGAUGACAUUCUAGAGCACAUAGGGGAAUUUGACUUCUUCCAGAAACAGACGUUUUUCCUCUUAGCUCUACUCUCUGCAGCAUUCACCCCCAUCUACGUGGGCAUCGUCUUCCUGGGCUUCACCCCGGAUCACCGCUGCCUGAGCCCCGGGGUGGCCGAGCUGAGCCGGCGAUGCGGCUGGAGCCUGGCGGACGAGCUGAACUACACGGUGCCCGGCCCGGGGGCCAUGGGCGAGGCCUUCCCCCGCCAGUGCCGCGGCUACGAGGUGGACUGGAACCGGAGCGCCCUCAGCUGCGUGGACCCGCUGGCAGGCCUGGCCACCAACAGGAGCCACCUGCCGCUGGGGCCCUGUCGCCACGGCUGGGUGUACGACACACGGGGCUCGUCCAUCGUGACCGAGUUUAACCUAGUGUGUGCUGAUUCCUGGAUGCUGGACCUGUUUCAGUCGGCUGUGAAUGUAGGAUUUUUUAUCGGUGCUGUGAGUAUCGGCUACCUAGCAGACAGGUUUGGCCGUAAGCUCUGCCUCUUGGUGACGAUCCUCAUAAAUGCUGCAUCUGGAGUUCUCAUGGCUGUUUCCCCAAACUAUACAUGGGUCUUAAUUUUCCGCUUGAUCCAGGGGCUGGUCAGCAAGGCAGGCUGGUUAAUAGGCUACAUCCUGAUUACAGAAUUUGUCGGGCUAAGCUAUCGGAGAACGGUGGGCAUUGUUUACCAAGUGGCCUUCACCGCGGGGCUCCUGGCGUUGGCUGGGCUGGCCUAUGUGCUUCCUCACUGGAGGUGGCUACAGCUCACUGUUACUCUGCCCAACGUCUGCUUCUUGCUCUAUUACUGGUGCAUACCUGAGUCUCCGAGGUGGCUGAUCUCCCAGAACAAAAGUGCUAAAGCCAUGAGAGUCAUUAAGUACAUCGCAAAGAAAAAUGGAAAAUCUCUGCCGGCCUCCCUUCAGAGCCUCAGACCUGAAGAGGAAGUUGACGAGAAGCUGAAUCCUUCAUUUCUUGACUUGGUCAGAACCCCUCAGAUAAGGAAACACACUUUGAUCUUGAUGUACAAUUGGUUCACAAGCUCUGUUCUCUACCAAGGCCUCAUCAUGCACAUGGGCCUUGCGGGGAGCAAUAUCUACUUGGAUUUCUUCUACUCUGCCCUGGUGGAAUUCCCAGCCGCCCUCAUCAUCAUCCUCACCAUUGACCGUAUAGGUCGUCGGUUUCCGUGGGCUGCAUCAAAUUUGGUGGCAGGAGCAGCCUGCCUCAUCUCGGUUUUCAUCCCUGAGGAUCUCCAGUGGCUAAGAGUCACAGCCGCGUGCUUGGGUAGAAUGGGGAUUACAAUGGCCUAUGAAAUGGUUUGCCUGGUCAAUGCGGAGCUGUACCCCACAUUCAUCAGGAAUCUUGGUGUCCUCGUCUGCUCCUCCCUGUGUGACAUCGGGGGUAUCAUCACGCCAUUCCUGGUCUACCGGCUCACCGACGUCUGGCAUGAGCUUCCGCUGGUGGUUUUUGCGGUGGUUGGCUUGGUUGCUGGGGGACUGGUGUUGCUGCUCCCAGAGACCAAAGGGAAGGCUUUGCCUGAGACUAUUGACGAAGCUGAAAACAUGCAGAGGUAG
Messenger RNA from Neomonachus schauinslandi (Hawaiian monk seal), 1780 nucleotides. It is a transcript of the gene SLC22A2, whose product is annotated as solute carrier family 22 member 2. Gene Ontology annotation, cellular component: membrane. The transcript is spliced from 10 exons. Lineage: Eukaryota; Metazoa; Chordata; Mammalia; Carnivora; Phocidae. The record is from RefSeq and is a predicted model, not a curated record. Gene Ontology annotation, biological process: transmembrane transport. The coding region runs from base 179 to 1780 and encodes 533 amino acids.